This is a messenger RNA of Lates calcarifer (barramundi perch), 5135 nucleotides long. It is a transcript of the gene nr2c2, whose product is annotated as nuclear receptor subfamily 2, group C, member 2. Gene Ontology annotation, molecular function: zinc ion binding; RNA polymerase II cis-regulatory region sequence-specific DNA binding; nuclear receptor activity. Gene Ontology annotation, biological process: cell differentiation; positive regulation of transcription by RNA polymerase II; positive regulation of embryonic development. Lineage: Eukaryota; Metazoa; Chordata; Actinopteri; Centropomidae. The coding region runs from base 1472 to 3367 and encodes 631 amino acids. The record is from RefSeq and is a predicted model, not a curated record. The transcript is spliced from 15 exons.
UGAAAAGCGUAGAAAGGUGUCGGAGAUACUGGAUGAUAAAAGAGCGCAGCUAAUCUCCCGGCUAGCUAACAAGCUAGCCGAUGCGGAGCUCCCUUCCAGCCCGUCUCCGGCAACUAGGGAUCCGGACAGGGACGCUGGGCUCGGUGUGGCUAUGUUCUUUGCAGAUAGUUAAACUAAUUGUUAACAUGUGGCAAGCCUGUCGACUUAAACCGAACUAAUCCCCGCAUGUUAAAACGACAAAUCCAGGGGGAGAUACGGGUAGAGUCAGCUCUUGGUGCAGCCUUGUUAGGUGUACUUGUAUUAAGCUAACAUUAGCUGAGACCGCUAACAUUGGAAAGAUGUAGCCGAUGCAGAUGAACUCGACCCUUUUACCUUUGCCAUCCCGGGGACAGGAGAGGGUUCAAACAACUGUGACUUUAUUUACCAAAGCCGCAUUUUUACAUUUACUGUCAGCACAUUUACAGUCGGCCACUGUACUGUCUGGAAAGAAAAUUACACAUACAUAUUUAUCAUAAGGAUUCGUCUCCAGCGUUAUUGGCUGACAGCCAGAUUCUCCAUUUUGUUCUGUAUUGUGAUGCGUUUGGGGAAGGAGGUAUUGAUGGACAUUGUGUUGCACCAAUCAGUGAACAAUAUGAGGCAGCAUGGUGCUCCCCUUUGGUCAGCGAGACCGUGGAGCACUGCAGGCACAUUAAUCAAUUCUCACUAAUGCUGUCAAAGUGUAUUGUCUAUUAUAACCCCAGAUAAACACAGACAGAGUCAAAACUGGAAAGUGCAAGGAGGGGAUUGAUGGAAUGAGAAAAUGCUAUUAGAACUGAAAUGAUUAGCAGAUUAAGUGAAUAGCUGAUUAACAGAAAAAUAAUUGCCAAUGUAAUAAUUUUCAUUUGAGCAAUUUUUUGGGCAAAGAUAAUGAAAAGUUGUCAAACAUUUUCUUGUUUAAGCCUCUCUAAUAUUUCUCUGACACACAUUAUGUAUUGAAUGUCUUUGGCUUUUGGACUGCUGGUUGGAUAAAACAACACAUUUGAAGACAGUAGUCUCUAUUUUGUUUCCAGUGAACAGAAAUCUUUUUUGUGGUGUCUGCUGCUAUCUCUGUGUGAGUAUGCAGAGAUUCAAAACAUUGGACUCUGUUAACAGUAUGAAGCCACAUGAAAAGGAACAUACCGGGUUGGUUACUUGCUGUUUGCUGUAGUAAACUGAAGCAAAGAGAGUAAGAAAAGCAGCUGUGAUGUAGAAUGUAGCGCAUAUAAAAGAUGAUACAUUUCUAUGGAGGAACAAUAGUCGUGUACGUAUAUUACAGUGUCAUAUUGGACAGUGUGAGGCUCCAUCUGGCUAUCAGUGUUUUCUCCUCCUCGGUGAAACACAAACCUCAUGUUCAGGUCACUGACUUGGCUUCUGAUGACAUCACUGUAGUCACACUAAGACUGGACUUGGACCAUGGAGAUUGUUACAACCUCACUAAUGACCUUACAUCAUCAUGACAACCAACCUGAAUCUGCUCUCUCAGCAGAAAGUGGAUUCUGAGCACGAGGCAGAGGUGUCAUCCUCUCCAUCAGAGUCAGUGAUGAGUGAGUCUCCACAGCGCUUUCAGGUCAUCUCCACUGAGCCUGCCACAACACCACAGCGAAUACAGAUUGUAACUGACCAGCAGACGGGUCAGAAGAUCCAGAUAGUGACAGCGAUGAACCCGUCCAGUGCUCCCAAGCAGCAGUUCAUUCUCACUACGGCUGACAGCUCAGGGGCGGGCAAGGUUAUCCUGGCCUCACCAGACAGCCACAACACUAAGCAGCUCAUCUUCACUGCUGCAGACAGCCUGAUGCCAGGAAGGAUACAGAUUGUCACAGAUCCAGUGUCAAUGGAACGAUUGUUAGGGCAGUCAGGGGACUUGAGCCGACCGCAGCCAGUGGAGUACUGUGUGGUGUGUGGGGACAAGGCUUCAGGGCGUCACUAUGGAGCAGUCAGCUGUGAGGGAUGUAAAGGCUUCUUCAAGCGGAGCGUGAGGAAGAACCUGACCUACAGUUGCCGCAGCAAACAGGACUGCGUCAUCAACAAACACCACCGCAAUCGCUGCCAGUUCUGUCGCUUGAGGAAAUGCCUUAAAAUGGGGAUGAAGACUGAGUCUGUCCAGAGUGAGAGAAAACCCAUCGAUGUAGUGCCGAGAGAGAAGCACGCCAACUGUGCUGCCUCCACACAAAAGAUCUACAUUCGCAAGGAUCUGAACAGUCCACUCAUCGCCACGCCGACCUUUAUCUCUGACACAGAGACAGAUGGCUCCAGAUCUAGCCUGCUGGACCAGGGGAUGCUGGUUAACAUCCAGCAGCCAGUCAUUCAAAGUGAUGGAACUUUGCUGCUGGCUACCGACUCAAAGAUGGAGUCUGGGCAGGGAGACUUGGGGACACUAGCCAAUGUGGUGACAUCACUGGCCAACCUGAGUGAUUCAUUAAAAGAAAACCUGAACAACGGCGACACCUCAGACAGCCAACAUGAGGAACAAUCUGCCAGCGAGAUAACACGUGCCUUUGACACCCUGGCCAAAGUCUUCAACCCACCUGAAGUAGGGGUCGGACACAGUCUGGCAGACAAGUCGCAGUGUGUUGCUGGGACAACGAUCCAGCUGAUUGGUCGAGACCAGGGGACCCCGAUCAUUGAGGUGGAAGGACCACUGCUCACUGACAGCCAUGUCGGCUUUAAGCUGACCAUGCCCAGCCCCAUGCCAGAGUAUCUGAAUGUACACUACAUCUGUGAGUCGGCAUCCAGGCUUCUCUUUCUCUCCAUGCACUGGGCACGCUCCAUCCCUGCCUUCUCAGCUCUUGGUCAAGAGGCAAACACCAGUCUGGUGCGAGCCUGCUGGAAUGAGCUGUUCACCCUGGGUCUUGCUCAGUGCGCUCAUGUGAUGAACCUGUCGACCAUCCUCGCUGCCAUUAUUAACCACCUUCAGAGCAGCAUCCAGGAUGACAAACUCUCCGGGGAGAGGGUGAAGCAGGUGAUGGAGCACAUCUGGAAGUUCCAGGAGUUCUGCAACAGCAUGACAAAGUUGGAGACUGACAGCUACGAAUAUGCCUACCUGAAAGCUAUAGUGCUUUUCAGCCCCGAUCACCCAGGUGUGGACAGCAGCGGGCAGAUUGAAAAGUUCCAGGAGAAAGCUCUGAUGGAGCUGCAGGACUACGUGCAGAAAACCUAUCCGGACGACACGUACAGGCUGACACGUAUCCUGACUCGUCUCCCCGCCCUGCGCCUCAUGAACUCAAGCAUCACAGAGGAGCUCUUCUUCACUGGCUUAAUAGGUAACGUCUCUAUUGACAGCAUCAUUCCCUACAUCCUCAAGAUGGAGACGGCUGAGUAUAACAGUCAGGACUCUGACCCCACAGAAUGACACCCCAUCACUCGAGCGGCACCCAGAACUGUCAGUUUUAAAGAUGGUACACUCUCUCUUUGUCACUCAGUGGGUUUAUUGUUGAAACCCAGUCCAAAAUCCUGCACCGGCCCCUUGUUUUCUAACGAUGCAUGGUGCAAACUCAUUCAGGAAUUCUUGGUAGGUUAAGAUAAUCUGGCACUGGAGGGCCAGGAUGACACUUGGAAUGUCCUCUGGAGCUGAUGCAGUGUGGUUAAUUGUAAGUUGGAGACGGCUGAGACGGCCGAAACUCAGCUGCUCUGGAAUAAAUGAAAAAGGAAUUCUCUGCAGCUACAACUAAGCUUGUUUUUUAAGCACUUCAAACUCAUUGAACGUUACGCUCUUUUCAAAUUGUCUUAUUUAAGCCUUACAAUGCUCUUAUGUUGAUCACAUAAAUAAUUUGCAGAUAUCAGAUGAGAUAUGUUAAUAAAAAUAGCCCAGAAUCUAAAAAUCACAAACAGAAAUUUUACAUGUGCAAUUGGAAUUUUAUGGAUUUAAAAAGUCUUAUUUUAAGACUAAAGUUAAUCUGAUUAUUUAAUUUUAAAGUGUGCUUUGAAGCUGUAAAGUAUUUAUUUAUUUUGGCCUUUGCGAAUAUUAGCACAGUAUAAUCUUGUAUAGCUGUGUGACUGUGCUGCUAAAUUGAGAAUUCAGGCUCUAACAAAGACUUUUUUCAAUUCUGAAAAUGACACAGUUGACAUGACUGAACUGUUUUUUACCCUAAUUCAAUCAAAAUUAUAGUUGGAAAGAGCACUUCACACCGCCUUUAUUUGCAGAGUUUUCAUAUGCACUGGCUUUCAUACUAUUGAGCUGCCGCACAGUCCAUUCAUAGCUCAUUACAACGUGACCAGUGUCUGAUUUUAUUCUUAAGUUUUAAUUUCCAUUCACAAAAUCACAUAAGCCAAAUUAGCCAGUUAAAUUGACCACAUGUCCUUUUUUAUACUGAAUGACAUCUCAGAGAGUUAAAGUUUGGGGGUGUUUUUAUGUUUAGGUACACGUAUUUCUGGUUUUAUCAUGAAUAUGUUGCUAUUAUAUGCCGUGCAAUCACCUCAUCACUUUUCCCCUUAUGACAAUCAAUUAUAUGUUAUUUCCUUCUGUCACAUUAGUGUCACACCUGUUCUUCUCAGUCUGCAUUUUGUAAUGUGUAUUCAUCAGUGGCAAUUAUUUCUUUUAAAGCAUUAGAUUAUCUUAAAAGAUUUUGGGUUUGGAAAUGUUACUUAUGUGUAGCUAUGCUACUAUUUUUGUACAUGUGUUUGCAUUUGUAUUCUGCUAAGUGCACAUCAAUCAGCUUUUUGUGGCGUUCCACUGCAUUCAUGCUGACUAAUACUUUGUGUUUUGUAUGUUUUUCUAAAAACUUUAAUUUGUUGUGAACAAAUUUGCUUGUUGCAUACUAAGUGUACUUAAAGUACUUUUGGGCAGGUUUCCCCAACUAAAAAAAAAAACAAAACAAAUAAAAAAAAAAACAAACAAACAAGAGAUUCUGGGAAGCCAGUCUCAAGUGCAUCAGUGUCUUGAAGACCAUAUGAAGAUAUGCAUUGGCUUACUCACUUGUAUAAUGGUUCAGAAAAAGCAUCCUCAGCAACAUGAAUGAUGAUGGGGAAUGUGAAAGAAGUCAACAAUUAUUAUGUCUUGUGAAAUUAAUGUUAAUUGUAAUAAUUGGGUUGAAAACCCACUCAGACUGUUUGUAAAGGCACUGGUGUGAAAUGACCUUUGUACAUGUAAUUUCAUUAAAAUGAGUGCAUGUUGUUUUUAA